Manacus vitellinus (golden-collared manakin) is the source of this 2253-nucleotide messenger RNA. RefSeq names its product nucleic acid binding protein 1 (gene NABP1). Gene Ontology annotation, cellular component: SOSS complex. Gene Ontology annotation, biological process: response to ionizing radiation; mitotic cell cycle checkpoint signaling; double-strand break repair via homologous recombination. The record is from RefSeq and is a predicted model, not a curated record. The transcript has 5 exons. Bases 1 to 441 code for a protein of 146 amino acids. Lineage: Eukaryota; Metazoa; Chordata; Aves; Passeriformes; Pipridae. Gene Ontology annotation, molecular function: DNA binding.
AUGCUGAUAGAGACUGCAUCACUUCUCCUUUCUUUGGCCAGGUACGCAUCUCUGUGGAAAGGAUGCCUGACACUUUAUACAGGACGAGGAGGGGAGCUGCAUAAAAUUGGGGAGUUUUGCAUGGUAUACUCAGAAGUGCCAAACUACAGCGAGCCCAACUCAGAACACAUCGGGCAGAACAAACUGGCACAAGGUGAACAGAAUAAUAUUUCUGCAUCAAGUGGUAUGGGUACUUGUACUUUUGGGCCACUGGGAAAUGGUUUACAAACUGGACCUGAAGCAAGUGGAUUUCCAUUCAUGUAUAAUCACAGCCACACUUAUGCAGGUAGUGGGAGAGGCAAUGGACGAGGACCUGUAAAUCCAGCACCAGCUAAUAGUGUUCAGCCUCUUCCUCCUGCUGUCAGUAAUGGGAGGGACCCACGCAGGGCCUUUAAAAGAUGACUAUGCCAAAUGUGGUUGUACAGCUUGCUUAAACUCUACACUCUACUUGAGCACUUACUGCACUUUUAUUUAUAGUUAACUGUGAACCAGUUUGUCCUUUGUGUGGGUUUUUUUUUUUUACCUUUUGGUCUAUGGAGCAAACUUGAUGUGAUCUGUUUCUUGUUUUGCUUAGGGAAGCACAGUGAGUCUUCCCCAUACAUAAAGGGGUGGGGGGGAAGGUGGAUAUAAGAAAGUAAGAGUAACAGGUUGAAGUGUCUCAAUUAAAACUUGGUGCCCUUUGCGAAAUGUAAGAAAACUUCAGUUACAUACAUGUAUUUCUGUUUCUGUUGGUCAGCCAUGUAGCCUUAAUAGGUCUAUUAUGUCCUGUGCACAUGUGGUUUGACUUCCAUUAGAGUUAAUGGGAGUUCUUCGUAUUGGAAGAGAAACAAAGGGGAAGAGCAAAGAUGCUCUGGUGAGCUAGGUGUCCUUGGAAUGCAUACAGCUUGUAAAAGCAAUAAGUGUAAGCAGAUAGUGGUGCCAGACCUAGUGGUGUCUCUGGAAUCAGGGAAUGGAUAACUCAUAUCAACUCAAGUUGAAGACAUGGUGAGUGUCUUGAAGCUUGAUUCUGAUUCCAAAAAGGUGUGCACUACUUGAAAAUUCUCUAUACGACAUUACCACUGUCAAGGAAAGUAACACUGAUUUUUGAUUUGGAGAGAAGCUUACAUAUUCAUUCUUGCUUUGCAUGAGAUAGCAGAAUAUAGAAGGAUCUGAAUUCAGACAGUGUUGGGGAGUAUGCUGUUUGUAGCCACUCCUUGCAUAAAAGCUCAAGGUUACUUUGCGGGCGUCUGAAUUUCCAGGAGCGGACUGUUUCCAAAUGCUGCAUUACCCAUCUCUUCGACGAGGCUGCCUCCUCCUCCUUCCUUCCUUCACUUUUCCAAGUGGAAUUACGUAUUAAAUGAAGCUGUAUGUGUGGAUUGCAGAGGUACCGGCCAAGAACACAGCUGCACUUAUGCUGUUAAGCUUUCCUUCCUCUGUUUUAUAUGAAAUACGAGUUAUCCCUUGAAGAACCCCACCACCUCCAUGUCCUGGGGGGAAAAUAGCUGAUUUUAUUUCUGAGAUCACAAAUGCCUUGACUCUAGGUAAGAGUCCAGUGCCAUAUUUCAGAUCAGGUUCAAAAACAACUCGGAAACUGAGGUGUCAUACUGGAUUCAUCUGUUUAACUCUUCUUAACUGACCUCUCAAAUAAAAAAAUUGCACUAAUCACAUCAAAACAAAUCUAACUUUCUUUCUGUCAAGCCAUAAAGACUUCAUGACAAAAGGCUAUUUCUGAAUUGUGAAUUGUUUCUGUGGUCUUUCCUGUUAUUUGAAUCUGCCACUGUCACUAAUGUUUACAAGUUGUUUACAUUUGAUACUUCUGCUUUUGGUACUCUGUCAUGAUUUGUUGAAAAUUGCUUCUAAUUGGUGAAAGUUCCUUGCUUGGUGUGAAAUACUGAACUUUGUUUGAAAUGCAAGCAUCAGUAACAACAAACUUCUGAAGAGAGGUUUAGAGAGACCUGUAUGCCCAGACACCUGAGGGCUGUUUGUGUCUAGUAUGGUAAAGUGCUUUCCUGGUACCUGCUUCCAAGUGGAACUAGUGAAACUCGUUUUGGACACAAGAGGGUGGCAUGCCUCAUGAGAUCAUCCCUGGGUGCUGCUAUGGAACAAUGUGAUAAUUGGUGAACCAGAAAGCAUGUGGUGACUUCUGAGGAAAUGGUGUAAGGAGGUGACAUGUAACUCAGGGACUUUAAAUUGCUUACUUAUUUAAAUAAAUGUAUAGUUUAGAUGUACAGACAA